Molecule: messenger RNA, 1953 nt
Organism: Schistosoma turkestanicum
Lineage: Eukaryota; Metazoa; Platyhelminthes; Trematoda; Strigeidida; Schistosomatidae
Source: the annotation of a GenBank genome assembly
AUGGCGGAUGGAAGACGAGCUGCGCCGAAAUGUAACCCGGAGGUUCGCAUCGGUAAUUACAUAAUCGGGGAAACACUUGGUGUCGGAACUUUUGGAAAAGUCAAAGUUGGAAUUCACAAAUCUACUGGGGUUCAAGUUGCUGUGAAAAUAGUAAACAGGGAUAAAAUCAAAGCUCUCGAUGUUGCUGGCAAGCUACGUCGCGAAAUUCUCAACCUUUGGCUUUUCCGACAUCCUCAUAUCAUCAAGUUGUAUCAAGUCAUUAGCACUCCAACUGAUAUAUUUAUGAUAAUGGAGUAUGUUAGUGGAGGAGAACUAUUUGACUACAUAGUGAAGUCUGGAAGACUCUCUGAGAAAGACGCUAGAAAGUUUUUCCAGCAAAUAAUUUCCGGAGUCGCCUACUGCCAUCGACAUAAAGUUGUGCACAGAGAUUUAAAGCCUGAGAAUUUGUUGCUAGACUCAAACCAGAAUGUAAAAAUUGCUGACUUCGGAUUGUCGAACAUAAUGCAAGACGGUGAGUUUCUGCGUACUUCUUGUGGAUCCCCGAACUAUGCUGCUCCUGAAGUAAUAUCUGGAAAGUUGUAUGCUGGUCCAGAAGUAGAUGUAUGGUCAUGUGGAGUAAUUUUAUAUGCGCUUCUAUGUGGGACACUUCCAUUUGAUGAUGAACAUAUACCUACACUUUUCAAAAAGAUCAAAGCAGGUUAUUUUCAUUUACCAGAAACUCUGAGCUCAGGUGUGAGGGAUCUUCUUCGAAGAAUGAUAACUGUGGAUCCGAUUAAGCGUGCAACCAUAGAGGAAAUCAGACGACAUCCAUGGUUCUCAGUUGAUCUUCCAGGUCAUCUUUUCCCGCAAGAGCGAGAUGAAGAUGCCUCAAUAAUUGACAAGGAAGCAGUCUAUGAAGUCUGUCAAGCGUGCAAUGCAACAGAACGUGAAGUGUUCGCUGCCUUACUAAACAAUGAUCCUAGUGAUCAACUAUCAGUUGCUUAUCACCUUAUCAUAGACAACAAACGUUUCGGAUCAGUUCUAAAUCCAGAAGAAGUGAAUAAUUUUUAUGUUGCUACUGGGAUUGAUUCAUCAUCUUCAGCAGCAUUAACAACAGCAUCAAACACAUCGAAUAGUCCUACUAGUGGUGGUACAUUGACUCAUUCUCAACCUGGUGGUGGUCGAAGUCAAUCGUUAAGUCCAAAUUAUGGUAACAAUGGUGGUAUGUUUGGAUUGAAAGGUAGAGGUAUUUCACCAACACGACCUCAUCCAGAAAGAAUGCCCGAUGGACCGCCGUUAUCGAAGACAUUAGAUCCAAUGGGUGAUUCUUCGACAACUGGGUCAACCGGUACAAGUGAUUUGAAUUCUACAGGUCAAGUUUCUUCUCAAGCUCAAUCGGCUAUUGCAGCAGGAGCUGCUGCAGCCAGUGGAAUGAAACGUUUUAAAUGGCAUUUAGGUAUACGUUCUCAAUCUAGACCAUGGGAUAUUAUGCAUGAAGUAUUUAAAGCAAUGAAUUCUCUUGGUUAUGAAUGGAAAGUUGUAAAUCCUUUCAAUGUACGCGUAAGAAAAUGGAAUCCAAUACUUCAGCAUUAUUCUCGACUUGUAUUACAACUCUAUCAGGUCGAUGCAAGAUCAUAUCUCCUUGAUUUUAAGUGUAUCGAUGAAAGUCAACUAGAAUCGGAAGCAGCAAUGGGAAGAAUACGUUCAAACAAUAUGUCAGUAUGCCUUGAUGCGUGUAGCGGAACUCCUCCAGCUGCUAUGGGUACUUCAACCUACAGUAGAGAUGGUAGUUUUUCUGGUAGCACUGGAUCAGCUAGUCCGACCAAUUGCCAUGAUAGUCCGAAUACAGCUGAAUUUUCUCGUUCGUUCUCAGUUAAUUGUCCUGAUGUACCAAUUAAUCGAAGAACUAAACGACAUCAAACAAUGGAAUUUUUUGAAAUGUGUACUGAACUAAUUACUACAUUGGCUCGAUGA